AUGUCAGGGACUGAUAAUGCAGAGCAGCACUUCCACCUGUUCGAACCGCUCUACAAAGUUGUGGAGGACAUGCCUCGACCGCCAGGCUUUCCCCUGAAGAAGGUGCCAGGCCGUGACUUGAAUUGCGCAGUGGACGUAGUUGAUACCAAUCAUUUCACGAGUGACUCGGAGAGCGAGGUCUUCUGCGAUGCAGUGGAAGAACUGGACCACGAGAAGCAGCAGAGUGAUUGCGAAUGUUCUCAAGAUUCUUCCGAUUCACAAGACAUUGGACACCCUCCAUUGGUCCACAGUGUCACAUUGAACACUUGUAGGCCAGCUGAGUACCAGCCUGCAGAUGAAGAAUUGCAUCAUUGCCAACCGUCGUGUAGCAGUAGCAAUGGGGAGCAUGCAUUAGUUACGGGAACUCGGAAGAAGAAAAAGAGAGUGUUUGCGAGCCCAUUCUUGGGACCUGAAGCGCUAGUCAAGGAAACUGGCUUGCAGCAGGUUGAAGGCGGGUGCUCACAAAGACUAAGAAAUGGUCUUGUCAGUAAUAUAGAGGACAACAAAAGAAGGAUACACAGAGAAAAAGGCACAAUCAACCUCGAUGACAAGAUUGGGAUGGUACUUCUUCACCUACAGGAAGAUAUGCAAAAUGUUUUACAGCGACUCAGACUGCUGGAGGACCUGACAGCAUCUCAGAUGGAAACAGCUGAGUUACAGCCUCCAUGCUUGAAAACAACUGGGCCUAAGGUGAAUAAUGUUUUGAAGAGAACUGCCCGAUGGCUGCUCAAUCCAUCCAGACGGACCUUGAUAUUUCUGGUUUUGUGGCCUUUUGUUGCUCAGUGGAUAGUCCAUGUGUUUCUUCGCAAGAGACGGAGCUGAGGAACUGUGGCUCUGGAUCAUGGCCAAAGCCACGCCUACAUGGUCUGACAGCUCCAAGUGGAACUAAAUACAAAACCCGGAAUUACUCAGCAAGGAAAGGAUUUGCAGACUCUUUCUAAUGUAGGUAAUACGUUGCGGUGGAACUGGACUCUCUCAUGUGUUUUGAGGAAUUUCCAGCUCGCUGUUUGGCUCAUUGAGACAGGCAUUAAGCCUAAGCAGCUGAAUUCUACGAAAUUCCCUCCACCACCACCCCCAACUCCAUCAUAUGCCUGCAAAGCUUUUGUCACAAAUACAAAAUAAACUAGCUCAACAAAGGUCGCUUUACUUCUUGUGGAGUGAAAACUUAUGCCUGUUUUUUGCUUUUUUUUUGUGUGUUAUAAUUUUUGUCAGGGCUCUUUGUGAAUAGAUUGAUGUCCUCUUGGAGAAUAUGAGAUUAUUUUAGGAGCAGAUUCAACACAAGAAGAUGUAGGUGGCAUUGUGGUAUUUUUUUGAAAGGAACUUUUGAGUUCUCACUCACAUACCAAGCCAAGAUGUCAAUAAAAUUAAGGAGGUUCUUGUGCUUACCCUCUGAUAUCACGUUCUGACAAACCAAAUUGUAGUGAUGGAAAGUUGUAUUAUUCCAGAGUCUAAUCCCCAUCUGGCUCAAAAAGUCCGAUCCUUUCCUGUUUCCAUUCCUUUAGUUUGAAUAAAAUAGAAUAAUGUUAUUAUGAAGACAAAUUCUAAGUAUGGGUUUCAUAGACGAGGUUUAUCUUCCCUCGAGGAUAAAAUUAACGGGUGGUCUAAUUAAGAUGGUUAAGGGAAUUGAUAAGAUAGAGAAAAAAAUUGGCAGCAGAUAUGAUUACCUAGCAGUAUUCAUUUGAGUGAUGCAUAAAUGACUACUCAGUGAAAUAUGAUCACAACUAUUUCUGGGUCAUUUCAUGUCACUCCAGCAAGUUAGCCAGGAAUUUCCUGGCUUGAAAAAGUGAUGCAUUUCCAUAACUGGGUGAGCAUCUCCUGACAUUAUUCUGUGUAAUGCUGUUUUUUGAUGUUGCUGAUAGAAAUUCAAUGAUGUUUUUUUCCCAAAACUCAUCUGUUAUUGUGGGGUUAUGUACAUAAUUUAUGUAAUAAUAUAUAGUUGAAUGUUAUGUACUUGGUAGUUGUUCUCCAAUACAACUGAGAUCAUGGUGCUUUUGGGUGCUUACCUUGUGUGACUGUUUUGAUCUUUGGCAGGCACCAUUUUCAUUGAUCACUAGAAGGACAGAGUGUGCAAACAUGCACUCAGCAGGCUUGAAGAACAUAAGUAAACCUCCUAAAGGACAAAACUAAGGCUUCACCUUUUUUGGAUGGUAGGAUGUAACAUAUCGACAAUAGGGCUCAAAGUCAGUCUUGAAUGAAGAUUUUUUUUCAAAAAGAAAAUACAAGGGGGAAAAGGAAAGUUUAACAAACCAUCUGCUUUCUAUAGAUAAAAGAAAGGAGAAUAGGUUCAAUUGCUGCAUUUGAGUCUCAAACCCAGACAAGAGAGGAAUAUCAUGAGAUACUGUAGCAUUUCUUUACUGCAAACAACAUCAAUGAGAAAAAUAAACCAAGGUCUGCCUUUACUAUUGUGGUGGAAGCCCCUGCACACGGUUUAAUGAAAAUCUUGCUGAGCACAGAGAAAUGUGGUAACAAAAAAAGAGGAAUUCAUGGAUUUGUUGAAGAAUCUCUAUAACCCAAAGCCAAGCAAAAUUGUGCAAAGAUUUAAGUUUUAUUCUAAUGAAACAGUGGCUGAAUUUGUAGCUGAAAUUGUCACAAGACUGUAUUUAAGGCAACACAUGCUCUUGGAUGCUAAAGUUCAGGUUAGUGUGCAGAACCAAUAAUGACUGGAUUCGGAGAUGAUCAUUAUCAGAGUGAAAUUAAACUUUGCAAACGCAGUGGAAUUAUCAAAUAAAAAAAAUGUGCAAGGCUUGCAAGUGAGACCAGGUGUUCCAUGUAACAACAGGGAUUGGGCACAAACCCCAAAGCAAAUUGUUCUGAAGCAACUUGAAUAUUUUAAAAUGGUAAAUAAAAGCUGUUACUACUAUGGAGAAGAUGUAUGCUAUCUGAAUGCUGGUUCAGGCAAGAAAAGGGUCACCUUUGUGUUUUAAAAAGCCAUUUGCCACAAGUUGAGCAAACAAAAUGAAAGUAAGAAAUUAAAAAUGAUGCUCAAAAUUUCCAAAGGUUCCACCAUUCUCACAGCAUGAAGGAAGUGAAGACUGUAAUACAGAUGUAUUUACAAUAUUUAAUGAAAAAGGGGCAUUUAACAAAUGCAGAACCACGGACCGUUAUCAUGGAAGGGAAUGAAAGAGACAUUUGAGCUUUACACUGGGUGGAUUGUUACACUGAUGAACCAGACUAAAUGAGCAACUGGGUGGCCAGAGAACAUAACAUCUAAACGUAAACAGGCACAGGUAAUUCUGAAUAUACAAGUGAAAGCAUUGAAGUAGUUGGAGCUCCUGACUUGACAGCCAAAUACCAAGGACAAGUUAAAACAUCACCACAAGUACUUGUUACAGACUCGGGACUGAACCUGUUGGGAAGAGGUUGGUUGAAUGAAAUUGCCCUGGAUUGGAAGAGUAAUCAUGUGUGUGGCUGUAACAUUACAGAAAGGGCUAGGGAGAUGCAGACAGCUUUUCAAAGGUGAGCUAGGCACAUUGAAGAGUACCCAAGCCAAAACCCGUGUUGAUCCUGCCUCUCCACCACCACCAACCAGCCAAGGGCAGUGCCUGAAGCAAUGAAGCCAAAAUUGGAGGCAGAAAUUGACAGGCUUCUCAGAGAGAAAAUAACUGAACUGUUGAGUACACUAAGUGGGCAACACCCAUUGUGUCAGUGUUAAAGCACAGUGGAUCCAUCAGGAACUGUGGAGAUUACAAGUUGACCAUAAAUCAAGUCCUGAUCCUGGAAUAGAAAAAUUACUUUCAGUUUUGCCCACAGGGCAGCAGUUCAGUUCACUAAAUUGGAUAUGAGUCAUGCAUAUCAACAGAUAAUGUUACAGAAGCAGUCUAAGAAGAUUUUGACUGUCAUCACGCACAAGGACUCGUUCACAAAUAGCUGACUACCCGACGGAGUUUUCUUUGCAAUUAUUAUCUUUAAAAGAACCAUGGAGAGAGUGCAAGUGUUGCUGUAUGCUUGAAUGAUAUUCUGAGAGGGGGGCCUCAAGAGAUGAACAACUGCAGAAUCUGGUAGAAGUGUUGACCAGAUUGGAAAAGGCAGGACUGUGUCCAAAGAUAAGUAGGUGUGCUUUCUUGAUGAAUGAAGCACUGUAUAUGGGACACUGUGUGGACACUAAAGUACUAUAUUCAGUUCAAGAGAACAUCCAAGCUAUUACCUAUGUUCUUGCCCCAAUUAAUGCAGCUGAGCUGAAGGUAUAUCUGGAAUUGUUGAAUUAUUAUAAUACAUUUUUGUCAUAUCUAGCAAUUGCUGCAAAAGGAUGUGAAGUGAAGAUAGACUGAAGCUCAAGAAAAGUCUUCUGUGCAUUCCAGUUUGCUACUCAACAGCCAGAGAGUUUAUCUUAUCUUGUCACUUGUCACCACAGUGUUGGUGUUGUGUUAUCUCAUCAGAUGGAAGAUGGUUCUGAAAACCUGGGAGGUUUUUGUGUCUUCAGUGUUUCAGCAGCAGAGAAAAGAUACUCGUAGCUGGAUAAAGAAGGUUUAGCCAUCAUGUCUGGACUGCACUAGUACCAUAAGAACGUGUAUGGAUAUCAUUUCACCAUUUACACAGAUCACAAACCCCUAAUUUUCCUUUUCCAUGAAAUAAACCCAGUUCAUCAAGUUGUUUCCCCAUGAAUUCAAAAAUAGGCCUUUAACCUUGAGAACAUGUGAAUAUACCAUUGCUUUCAAAGCAACAAAAUACUAUGGAAACAUGGUCGUCUUCUGGUGUCAGAGACAACUAUUUUUGAAGGAAUUUGGGUCCAAGUGCAAGCUAUGGAUCACACGCUGCCUGUGAGUACUGUACAAGUAAAACAAUGAGCAGCCUUAAGUGGAGAUCAUGCACUUGACCAGAGUGAGGCGAUAUUUGAAAUGUUCUGUUAAAUAAUGUUGAAUUAGCUUGUGAUGGAUGGGAGGAUGUAAUAAUGUAUAUUAUGUAUUAAUAUAUAUAAUCGAUCGUUGGCAGAUGCCAUUUUGAUUGCUGAAAGGGCUAUUUCUAGAAAUGUAUUCAGCAGGCUUGAAGAAAAUAAAUUUAAC
Molecule: messenger RNA, 5039 nt
Organism: Pristis pectinata (smalltooth sawfish)
Lineage: Eukaryota; Metazoa; Chordata; Chondrichthyes; Rhinopristiformes; Pristidae
Product: acyl-CoA-binding domain-containing protein 5-like
Exons: 7
Coding region: 1-861 (286 amino acids)
Source: RefSeq, a predicted model, not a curated record